AUGGUGCGGGUGCGGGGAGCGCAGUACUAUGCGGGGAGCGUGGGGGGAGAAACCAUCUCAUUCGAAGGCCGCGCAGACUUGGAAAGGCGAGAACCAGGAAAGGGCCGCAGUCCGGAGGAGCUGGGCUUCCGCUCGGAGGUCCCCGGCAACGGCCGGUCCCCUGCGAGUGUGGUCACCUCUGCUUUACACCUUCCUCGUAACACGCUGGCCAAGUCCAGGGGAGACCGGAGCGACGUCCCAGCUCACUCCCCGCCACGCUUUCUGGACUUGCCGGUCUGCCAACGUCCAAGUUGGGAAAACAGCUCGGCAGAAGGCGACUUCCAGAAGCCUGCCGGUCAGGGCCUGGUGACCAAGGAGGGGAGCUGGAAGAAGUUCAUCUGGAACUCGGAGAAGAAGGAGUUUUUGGGCAGGACCGGCGGCAGCUGGUUUAAGAUCCUUCUGUUCUACGUGAUAUUCUACGGCUGCCUGGCCGGCAUCUUCAUCGGCACCAUCCAGGUGAUGCUGCUCACCAUCAGCGAGUUCAAGCCCACCUACCAGGACCGGGUGGCCCCACCAGGGUUGACGCAGAUUCCCCAGAUCCAGAAGACUGAAAUCUCCUUCCGUCCUCAGGAAUCCAAGACCUACCAACCGUACGUGACGAACAUAGUUAGGUUCCUGGAGAAGUACAAAGACGCCGCCCAGAGGGACGACAUGAUCUUUGAAGACUGCGGCAGUGUGCCCAGCGAAUACAAAGAACGAGGACCCUACGACAGUGACCCCGGCGAGCGGAAGGUCUGCAGGUUCAAGCUCGAGUGGCUGGGAAACUGCUCCGGGAUAAACGAUGACUCCUACGGCUACAAGGACGGCAAACCGUGCGUCAUCAUAAAGCUCAACCGAGUUCUGGGCUUCAAACCGAAGCCUCCCAAGAACGAAUCCUCGGAGACCUCCGCGGUGCUGAAGUAUAACCCCUACGUCCUGCCCGUUCAGUGCACCGGCAAGCGUGACGAGGACAAGGAGAAGAUCGGGACCGUGGAGUACUUCGGCCUGGGCGGCCACGCCGGCUUCCCGCUGCAGUACUACCCCUACUAUGGGAAGCUGCUGCAGCCCAAGUACCUGCAGCCGCUGCUGGCCGUGCAGUUCACCAACCUCACCGUGGACACCGAGGUCCGCAUCGAGUGCAAGGCCUUCGGGGAGAACAUCGGGUACAGCGAGAAGGACCGCUUCCAGGGCCGCUUCGACGUGAAGAUCGAAGUUAAGAGCUGAUCGCGAGCACAGAUCUUUCCCACUAGCCAUUUAAGAAGUUAAAGAUACAAAAACCUACUAGUCUUGAACAAACUGUCAUACGUAUGGGACCUACACUUAAUCUAUAUGCUUUACACUAGCUUUCCGCAUUUCAUAGGUUAGAAUGUAAAUUUAAAGUGUAGCAAUAGCCAACAAAAUAUUUAUUCUACUGUAAAUGACAAAAGAAGAAUACGAAUUGAGCCUCGGGACGUGCCCAUUUCUACUGUAAAUGAUGAUUCCAUAACCGACGUAGUGAGCAGUGUUUCUGGCCCCUCGGUAGCGCCGCCUGUGUCUCUUCCUUAGUGUACAGUACUCUAGGUGCACUCUGGUCAUUUUUCAAGCCAUGUUUUACCAUAUGUUUUCUACUUUCCGUGAGCAAGGUUUGUUGUCCAAGGUGUAAAUAGGCAACGGGAAUCGAACCGGCAUGGUACUUUUUGGGGGGAGGGUGGCUCUUUCAGAGAUAAAUGACCCAUUCAUGAGUAUUUUUAACACACUCCAUAGUCUCUUCCUGUGGUGUUAGGUCUUUUUUUUUUCUUUCUUUCUUUUUUCCCCUGGGGCUGGGAGGGUGGGCUGUCAUGGGGGAACUUGCCCUUUACAUUUUAAGUGACACUACAGAGAAACACAAAAGUGAGCGGUCGUGCUGUGCUGUGUAUGGAAUGCUGUCUUGACACCUCUUACCUUGUCCUCCAGUGCGUUCUGAAGCUGUAGGUGACCUGGGUCGCCCGUCACUUCGGCCAGUGAUCAGGCGAGUUGAUUUGCUUUGUACCUUUUCUUUUUCUCCUUUUUCCUUUCUUGGAGGCAUCACAUGCUGGUGCUGUGUCUUCAUGGAUGUUUUAACCAUUUUCAUGGUGGAAGAAUUUUAUAUUUAUGCAGUUGUACAAUUUUAUUUUUUUCUGCAAGAAAAAAGUGUAAUGUAUGAAAUAAACCAAAGUCACUUGUUUGAAAAAUAAA
Messenger RNA from Pteropus alecto (black flying fox), 2211 nucleotides. RefSeq names its product ATPase Na+/K+ transporting subunit beta 1 (gene ATP1B1). Gene Ontology annotation, biological process: sodium ion export across plasma membrane; potassium ion import across plasma membrane; intracellular sodium ion homeostasis. Gene Ontology annotation, cellular component: sodium:potassium-exchanging ATPase complex. The coding region runs from base 1 to 1242 and encodes 413 amino acids. The record is from RefSeq and is a predicted model, not a curated record. The transcript is spliced from 9 exons. Gene Ontology annotation, molecular function: ATPase activator activity. NCBI's taxonomy places the organism in Eukaryota, Metazoa, Chordata, Mammalia, Chiroptera, Pteropodidae.